GACAGUUUCGUCUCAAUAAUUUGAACUUAAGCAAAAAAACAUCAAUACAGUUUAGUCAGAGGAACACUAGUAAAAAAAACUUUGUUAUCAGUGUUGUCGUCUGUUGAUCGCGAGCUAGCAAUGAGCCGGAUUGGGGUCUGAUCUAAAUCAUAUUAGGCGCAUAAUAAGUGUACCGACUGAUUAUGGAGCUGCGCGAGUGGAGUCCGCUUGUCAGUCUGGUAGGUAAACUUCCAACCAGAGUACAACGAGGUAUCUUGUUCCAUGACGUAUCCAUCACCUGUGUGGACUUCGUAGAAGAAUUCAUUGCUCUCGGGACUAAUGUGGGAAUAGUGUUUUGGUGCAAUCGAAAGAACAGCGCCAUCGAAAGAUUACAGGCUGAGGGUUCCGGUGAGUUGACUUGCGUUCGGAUCAUUUCAACAGUGGAUUUUAUGGUCGCAACAGGAUGUCGGCAAGGAAAAAUUAAUAUCUUUCAAAUCCCCAAAGAAGCACCCCCGGAUGUUUGCCUUGAACUUCUGUUGAAAAGUAAACCUACCGAGCGGUACACAGUCGGUGGAAUUCAUCGUACAUCGUUAACCAAUCUCGUAUGGUCUAAAAAUGGAAUGAAGCUAUUUUCCGGCGAUAACUCUGGAACAGUAGUCUUGACGAACAUCAAUUACCAGUCGAAGUCCUGUGAGUCUUGGGAAAUUGUUAACGAAAAGUAUGAAAUUAUUCAGCUAAGUUUGCAAAAAGAAUAUCUACUGGUUUCAACAACUUACCGAACGGUUAUUUGCGUUCAGGAAGAUCCCGGCAAAUGGCGAGUGACACAAAUCGGUAAAAAGGACCGGAAAAUACUAAGUCACUUCGGGGCCGUAUUUCACACAUACCAUAAAAAACCUCAAGUAGUUUCUGCUCGAUCUGGAUUUCGGCUGUGGGUAGCAGAUAUGGUAGGAGAUGUCGCACACACGUUGAUCUUUAAAGAGUUAAUCCGAACACCCUCGUAUGAGAUACCCGUUUUAAAUCCCAGCAGGCAUCCGAUCCGAAUUCCUACCACGUUCGGAACGCUAUAUCCAUUCCAAGAUAAAUAUUUGUUGUCGGUAGCCAAUGAUGCGCUUUUUGUGUUGGACUUGGACCAAAUGAAAGUUGUAGCCUCAUUAACUCGACUACGCAAAAUAAUCGACAUCUCAGUCAGCAAGCAUGAAAUUCUAAUUCUUGAAAGUUGUCGCUCUCUAAUCCGUCUAUCCACACUACCGGACAGUAGUCAAACCACAAUAUUAUACAAAAAUCUCGAUCUUUUUGCCACAAGCGAUAGCGACCAUCAAAUUGUGCUAGCGGACGAGUGUAUCGAGCAGGAAUCAUUCGCAGAAAUAGCCAGCAGCUCAGGUUGCUCAAACGGUGUCGACAGCCAGUGCAGUGGGGAUGACACUGUUGACUUCGGUCAGCCACUGGAGGAAAGUCCUUCUGCUGAUGGUUCGCAUCACAUCGUAACUCACCUAAAAAAACUGGAACUGUUUGAAACACUGAACGAACUAAAGUACGACGAAUCAAUACUGUUCAAAAGCGGACGGAAAAUGAAACGAAAGCACAAAACCAAAAUCAAUCCAAUUGUCGAGAUCGGCCAAAUCCCAAAGGAGUGUGAGGAAGAGGGAAUUGCUGGGAAGCAUUAAUUCUCGAUUCGCUAUAGUAAAAAACAUGAGUUCUCAUAUUCUGUGUAAUUAUAUUGUUGAUAUAUGUUUUGUUAGCUCAAACGAGCACCAUAUUACGCUUUAAAGUAUAUGCUGAUGAAAUGCAAUUAUUGUAUCGUGCUUAAAUGAAACCAAUCGGCAUAGCUAUCGGGUUACGCACGUUUGAGUGAAUUGCAAGUUGAAACUUGUUUUGAUUCUUGUGCUUUUGUUUAGCUUUGAAAGCCGGUAAAAGGAUAA
Messenger RNA from Topomyia yanbarensis, 1898 nucleotides. RefSeq names its product WD repeat-containing protein CG11141-like. The record is from RefSeq and is a predicted model, not a curated record. The transcript is spliced from 2 exons. NCBI's taxonomy places the organism in Eukaryota, Metazoa, Arthropoda, Insecta, Diptera, Culicidae. Bases 183 to 1643 code for a protein of 486 amino acids. Gene Ontology annotation, molecular function: protein binding.